Messenger RNA from Haliotis rubra (blacklip abalone), 984 nucleotides. RefSeq lists its product as uncharacterized. Lineage: Eukaryota; Metazoa; Mollusca; Gastropoda; Lepetellida; Haliotidae. The transcript is spliced from 2 exons. The record is from RefSeq and is a predicted model, not a curated record. The coding region runs from base 32 to 802 and encodes 256 amino acids.
CUUCUGAUUCUACCACCGGUUACCCGCAACGAUGGAGACGACACACUGCAUGUGGAGACUUCUAGUUUUAGUGUCUGUUGGAAGUCUAACAUCAGGCCAGUACUUCAGUUAUGAUUCUGAUACCAUGGAUACCAUGCAGGACAUGGCGGAGGACAGACAAACCUACAUGAUGCAUCAGAGGCUGUACGGGGGGACAGGUACCCAGUACAACACCCAAGGUUACUACGCUGCACAACAACGUCCGGCAUAUCAGUACAACUACCAGUCAGCUGGCCAAAACGCAUACGGUACCAAUGCGUACGGAACAAACAACAAUGGGUACGGAAGAAACACCAACGCAUACGUUCAACAAAACGGGGCAUAUGCCGGGUCUCAGAACAGAGGGUCUUACCAACGAUCCCAGUCUUGGAACAACAACAAUGGCGUCAAUUCUCAACCUUCGAAUUCUCCGGUUUCCACUCAGAAUUACCUACAGAAAAACCAAGGUGGGUCGUUACAACAAGGUUCAGUGAACAGCCAAGGCUAUCAACAACAAGCUUCCAAUUCUGGAACGAAUGGCCAACCAUCUCAGUCGUUCAACAACAACCAACAGAGCCAGCAAAUCCAAACCAAGUGUUCUCAGGUGAUGCUCGACAGAUCCAAAGGGAGACCUGCUGUGAACGUCCCCACCGCUGUCAUCAGCAUCACCCUCAUCCAACAAACACAAUGGAGUCAGUGCACCUCUGCUUCCUUUGGCUUUAUUGGAAGAUAUGCUUAUGUAGGCAAUGGCUGUUCAGGGAACUUCAAGGUGUGUUAUCAAUAAGAAAAAACACCAUGUGCAUUGGGAUUGUGAACUCAUUGCCCGUGCUUCAGCAUCUCAUUGUUGGCAAUGUUUGCGAUUGCAUCGUGCGCAAGAUGAAGCCGGGCUGUAUUAAGCGCAAUGCCAAACUAUACCUAUAACAUUCCAUAUGUGUUUGUUGGCGAAAUAAAGGCACAUUUCUGCUU